Microdochium trichocladiopsis is the source of this 1257-nucleotide messenger RNA. RefSeq lists its product as uncharacterized. The record is from RefSeq and is a predicted model, not a curated record. The transcript is spliced from 4 exons. Lineage: Eukaryota; Fungi; Ascomycota; Sordariomycetes; Xylariales; Microdochiaceae. Gene Ontology annotation, molecular function: transcription cis-regulatory region binding; DNA-binding transcription activator activity, RNA polymerase II-specific. Gene Ontology annotation, cellular component: RNA polymerase II transcription regulator complex. Bases 232 to 1119 code for a protein of 295 amino acids.
CUGGAACCCCAACGGUCCGCCCAACAUGACCGGUGUCACAAUGCCAAACAGUGUCGGGACAGCGGCGACCAGGAUCUUUCAGGCACAAGCACAAGCACAAGUACAAGCAGCAGUACAUCCACAUAUCCGGCCAGCGGGCUUCCAGAAGAACACGACGCACAGCACAACUAAGCCUUAGUCCGGGCCCGUCAAUGUCGUGCCGUCUGCGGACCUGUUCGUCCAUUCGCAACCAUGUCGCCUCCGAGCCCCAUCUUCCGCAUCUUUAAUCCGAACAAGAAGAGCAAGGAAGCCCAGGCCGAACAAAGGCGCGAGCAGCUCCGCCGGGCCCAAAACACAUAUCGCCAGCGCAAGGUCCGCUACGUCAAAGACCUCGAGGGUGCCCUGUCCAAGUCGCAGCAGCGCGAGCACAGGCUCGCGGCGCAGCUCGACAACCUUCGGCGCGCCUGCGAGCACCACGGCAUCACCGUGUCGCCAUCGGGGCUGUCGCCCAGCCCGCCUCCGCAGCCGCACGCGUCGGCCACUCUCCAUGGGGUCUCACUGACAACCCGGGUCUGUGACGUCGACCAGGCCACGCUCGGCAUGACCUUUGUGCUCAAGUUAAAGAACCAUGCUUGCACCACGUCCACGGCGAUCCCAAGAAGCCCGACGAGCCAUCAGGCCAUCGAGCAAUACUCCUCCCCUUCCCCACCCUCGCACAGGUUCCACUCCCGCUUCAUCAAAGCCUCGCCUGGCUCCAGCACAAACGUCUCUUCGACCGGGUCCUCGCCCUCGUCAUCAUGGCCAUCCCCAUUGCUGGCCUCUGCGACAGGGGACACUCCGCCAGCAGUGAUCCUAGACCGGCUACUCGCGCUUGCGCCAGACGUUGUGGCAGACGAGGCCAGUAGCGACGGGAAUGGUGGCGGUAGUGCUGGAAGCGGUCUCACCCCGAUCCAGGCAUGGGAUCAGAUCCGCCGACAGCCAGUGCUGGGUAGUCUGGACCUGCGGACUAUCAUGGGGCUGGCGGAGAAGCUCAAGGACGAGGUGAAAUGUCACGGCUUCGGCGCGGUGGUCGACUUCCACGUGUUUGAGAAGCUUGUUGUCGAGUUCAUGACGUCGCAGAUCUCGUUCACAACUGCUUAAGUCAGGCGACUAGUAGAUAUGUCUUGUGCGAUUUCCGAUUCACGAGAAGUGCAGCCUAUUCGACCGGGCAACCUCAUUGACAGAACAGACUACGGCCAGGCAGUGAAGAGCAGCUGUGGCCUGGAGAAGCCGAGUGGC